CCACUCCUUUGUCACCAAUGCUUGCGAUUUCACCUCAUUAAUGGCGGUAGCACACUUUCGGCUGUCGUUUCUUCUUUUCCUUGCAUUUUUGGUUCAAAACGGCAGCUUUAGUUUAGUUGUUAACAUUAAAUCAAAGGAUGAUGAGAUAGUGCAGCAAACUUUUUCCGCAGAUCCCGAAAAAGACUUCGUUAUCAUCGAAUACAAGAAUAAUGAAGAUAGGUUCGUUUCGGUGUACAUCGACUUCCGUCAGAAACGAAAGAUAUUUCAAGUUGUUGUCCUUGGUGAAAUGGAUAAAGCAGAGAGUUCUUAUGAAGCCAUGUGUUUUGUAGCAGAACUCAAAGAUGAAGAAUUUAUAUCGUCAGAUGCCAUGUCAAAACUCAGACAGAAAAACCCAAGUACAAUCAGGGUUCCUGAAGAGGAUCUUGAUAGUGAAUCUCACAUCAUGGAUCAUGUGGUCAUUUUGGAUGCAAAUGUAACAGAAGGAACCAUCAAUCAACUUUGUAAAGAUGCUGGAAAAGUGCUCUUUAGUGGAGCUAAUACGAAACUUUUGUUAUCAGGAAAUUCAACCCGAGAGGAUCUUGAUAAACUUGAGUUGGCAUCUCAAGAUCAAACUGGCUUUACAAAGGUGCUGAAACCAUGUAAAAAUACACCAGAACUGAGUGCUGAGUGCAUCUGUAGAGUAGAAAUAUGUUUAAGUUGGUACCCCUGCCACUUGAAGCUUUGCCAAGGAGAAGAUGACAAUGGCCAACCAACAGAGUACCGUUGUGGAAUCAAAACUUGUGGAAAAUGCUAUGACUUUGACUUUUAUGUUGGGGAAAGGCGGCAAUGCUUUUGGGAUACAAAUUCAUAGUUUAAUCAGUUUAAAUAUUACAGUUUAAAUAUUCAUAGUUUUAUCAGUGUAAAUAUUACAGGUAUUUUGUUAGUUUUGUGCAUCAUAUUGUUGGCACUCAAAAGUGUGUUUUGUAAAUGUAUUUAUAACACCGAGCUUGGAAUUUUCAAAGAAUCAAUGACUCAGAUUUUUUCUGUAUAGUAGGACCAGAUCCAUUACUGACCAUUCAGAUAGGACAAAGGUGACAUUUAGAAUAGUUUAGCAAAUUAGCAAUCUCUCUUUUUACAUAGUAAGUUGAUGCAGGCCAACUACACUUGGUAUUUGAGCAGAUACAAAAGGAAAGUUGUCUCAGUAAUUUAAAGUUUGUUCCCCUUACAGCUUAUGCACCCUGCUAGUCAUGACGCCAUUAUGCCAAUUUCCUCUGGGGAGUAGAGAAAUAAAAUGACUGCAGGGAAUACUAAACUGCACUUGUAGAAUCUUUUAGUACUUUGAGUAGGAUGCUAUGGAAGUAGAUUAUUGGUCCCCUUUGGCACUAGAGUAAGGUAUUAGUCAGCUCUCAGAGCACUGAGUUAUAAGUCACCAACCUACAGGUUGAUUAGCUAGCAAGCUAAUCAAGUUGUUCAAAGCUUCUCACUUGCCUUACUCUUGCUUCUCAGCUGCUUUUCUACUGUUAUAAUGCAAGCCUGUUCAAAUGCCUCUUGCACAACCUGAAACUAGUUCUUUACAUGAUUGAACAGACUAAAACCAGAUUGAACAGAAAUGAGGGCAAUUUUAGCAAUCACUGAAUUUUAACUCUUGGUUAAACUUUGUUGGCUUCUCAGUUUGAUAAUGGUGUGGUCCUUGUCUGGGUUUGUUUUUCACCAUAAAAAGUUCCAGUACUUAGAAAAAAAAGCUUAAUAUUAAAUUUUUAUACUUUCAAUAGAUGAUGUUGAUUGUCUGAAUUAAUGGAAGAUUUUCUUUCCUCUUCAGGUCAUUUUAUUUCUUACUUUACCCCAGUCCCAAAUGCAAACCUUAUAUAUUCCCUUGAAAAAUCCAGUUGACAGGAGUCAGCUGUUAUCAGGGUUUCAACAAUGUAAUUCUAACCACAAUUUUUAUUACAUCCUCUGUAUUUCCUUUAAACAAUAAAUAUUUACAUACUUUUUUGUGA
Stylophora pistillata is the source of this 1976-nucleotide messenger RNA. Its product is annotated as out at first protein. The record is from RefSeq and is a predicted model, not a curated record. NCBI's taxonomy places the organism in Eukaryota, Metazoa, Cnidaria, Anthozoa, Scleractinia, Pocilloporidae.